This is a messenger RNA of Puccinia graminis f. sp. tritici CRL 75-36-700-3, 186 nucleotides long. RefSeq lists its product as uncharacterized. The coding region runs from base 1 to 186 and encodes 61 amino acids. The transcript is spliced from 2 exons. Lineage: Eukaryota; Fungi; Basidiomycota; Pucciniomycetes; Pucciniales; Pucciniaceae. The record is from RefSeq and is a predicted model, not a curated record.
AUGCGUAGAGUUCGCCGGUGUGCCAUGUUCAGCCCCUCACUUUCUUGCAAGUGCACAUGCGCUCUCAAGGGAUUGAAUGAACGCAAGACCACCGGACAGGAAGGAUCAGAUUUCUCAAAGCUCUUGCAUGUCCGGAUUUCAACCAGAGGUUAUUCCUCUGGUGUCAUAACGUUGAAAAUCAUAUAA